This is a messenger RNA of Drosophila ficusphila, 2179 nucleotides long. RefSeq lists its product as uncharacterized. The transcript is spliced from 7 exons. NCBI's taxonomy places the organism in Eukaryota, Metazoa, Arthropoda, Insecta, Diptera, Drosophilidae. The record is from RefSeq and is a predicted model, not a curated record. The coding region runs from base 67 to 2127 and encodes 686 amino acids.
AUCAAGUUCAUUUAGUCUUGAAGUACAACUCGGUGGAUCAACUUAAGGCUGGCAUAAAAACUAAACAUGAGUUGGAAUAAGCGGAACACUAGUCACAUAUCAAUUUACAACUAUCCGGAACACUUAAAUCCCUUCUACGAAGAUGAUAAUCACAAGCGCCUAAGAUUUUGGGGAUUUAGUAAAAAGAAGAACGAAAAUGGCAGGCAUAGUUUAUCCAUUGGAAACUUGCAAGAGUUGUGGAAAUCGUAUUCUUUUCGUAAAAAGAAGUCAUCAACGUUGGGAAUAAAUAAAACAUCCGAGAGCCCGCCAACCCUCAGAAGAGAUUUAAAUGAUAAUUCCUAUUUGAAUUCUAGAGUUUUCCGAGGAGAUCGUCACACAUCCCUUCAAAAUAUUGAUACUCGAAGAGAGUCCGAUACAAUCUCUAAUGGAACUUUUUUUAAUCGUAAUGAUCGUUACCGAAGUACCACGCAGUUUUCCGGAUAUUCCUCGCCAAAUCAGCAGAACAUAAGAUUAUCACAAACUAGUCUAGCCAGCUCAAACCCCUUCGAAUCGCAACCGGAUUCGUGCCCCAGCUCCCCAGUGAGUUGCAGAAGAUAUCGUAAGAAGAGGAGAGCUCCGCCGCCGCCGAAAGUAGUGGUCCAGGAUUACAAAGCUACCAAAGACAUUGAGUCUCUUGCCUCUGAAAUUGAAGAGUUUGUCAACAACAGAAACGAAUCUUUAAUAAAACGAGAAGUCGAAAAGGAAGUUCCAAAGUCGAAUCAACCAAAUAUUUCGGUUAUUGCACCGAUCUCCGAUAUCGAACUUAACCCUAGCACUUCCAAAACUUCACCGAGCAUCAUUUUAAAGCAAUCAAAUGGAACGAGCACGGUCACCGAAAAGGAAAAUGUCACUAUCCUUGAAUCCGAUGACAAAAUUAAUACCCGCACCUCCCCAACACCACAAUGUAUUGGCACCGUGCACAUAAAGCAGUCGAAUGAAUCUGAGAAAGCAAGCACAACAGUUGAGGAGAAAAAAGCCACUUCAUCUAACACUGCUAGCCAACCUAAUCCCUGCACUUCUAAACCUUCCGAGUGCUUUGCCAGUGUACAUAUAAAACAGUCCCCUGAACCCAGAAUAGUGUUUCCAGAAAAAAAAAUAGAUAACGAUUUGUACGUUCAAGAAGAAAUUAUCACAGUAAACAAAAAGCUAAACGGCACCGUGCCCGUACAUGUCAAAGAAGAACCCCUAGUUGUUAAUGGCAUUUCAAAGGAGGAACGGAAUUCCAGUCAAACUGAAUUUGUAAAACAAUCCGUCAUUUUGGUAGAUUCAGAAAGCAAGAAAAACCAAAGCACGCCCCCAACACCCCCAAUUGCAAAUAAUGUAAAACUAUCCAACGAAACCGAACAUCCAAGCGUAGAUCCUGAACCAGUUGAUAGCACAGAAGAUAGGAAAACUAAUUCAUUUGGCACUGUAAAACAAAUUUCACAGAUUUUUGAAGAGAACAUCAGUUCCAGUGGUCCCAGCAAUCUUUCCAAAAAGAAUACACCUGAAGUCCUUUAUCAAAAUGGUGCAAAGCCAAAGAACGUGGAAAAUCACUGCGUUUCAAAUGUAGUUGAGCCAAGCCCAGCUGAAGCUAAUGAUGUGUUGCAAAUAAGAGAAGAUUUUGAGUUGGAAAGUGAUGUGAGAAUCACUGAAAGGCGGAGUCACGAUCGCUUUAGAUCCCCAAUCUCAGCGGAAAGGGAGCUGAACUCCACACCGACCCCACGGAUGAGAAAGAAGAAGUCCAUUAAGGAAGUGCUAGAAUCCAUAAGCAGGAAUCAACAAAUUUUAAAUGAAAGUGCAGCCAAGGGCACAAAAGUUUACUUAACCCCCUCCUACGCUGAAAACACUUACAACUAUCCCAAUGAGUUGAACAACGUUAAUAACAGAGCUUCCAAGGAGGUGACGUCCACCAACAUUUCUGUGAGUUCAUCGGAUACCAAUGAGUUACCAUCCCAAAGUAAUUUGUUUAUAAACAAAAUAAGCAAGUUCAAGGGCCAAUUCAGGGAGUCGUCGCCAACUUCGUCAAACUUGGAUUGGAACCCUGUGCCGAAACCAAGUCGAGCCCAUAAUUCAGCUAGUUCUAAUUUUAACAACGGCUCGUGUUAAUGAUUUAACUAAAUAAUACUAUAUCCAAAUAAAUAUUUAUAUCAAACAAAAA